Molecule: messenger RNA, 1431 nt
Organism: Silurus meridionalis
Lineage: Eukaryota; Metazoa; Chordata; Actinopteri; Siluriformes; Siluridae
Gene: dnajb1b
Product: DnaJ heat shock protein family (Hsp40) member B1b
Cellular component (GO): cytosol
Molecular function (GO): transcription corepressor activity; Hsp70 protein binding
Source: RefSeq, a predicted model, not a curated record
GCUCUCGGUGUUGCUGGACUUUUCUCGAACUUUCGGAACGCGUAUAAAAGGCGGCGCCUCUGUCAGGUUCCGAGUUAAGAGAAAAUAAGAACCUGGAGGUCUGAACUGGUGUGUGGAAGUUUCCCUCAAAGUGUCCGGUGGAGUUUAUUAGUGUUAUUUACCGACUGUCUCUGGACGGAGAACAUGGGGAAGGAUUACUACAACAUUUUAGGAAUCCAGAAAGGAGCGUCCGAGGACGAGAUCAAAAAGGCGUAUCGCAAACAAGCGUUAAAAUACCACCCGGAUAAAAACAAGUCCCCCGGGGCUGAGGACAAGUUCAAGGAGAUCGCAGAAGCCUACGAUGUCCUCAGCGACCCCAAAAAGAAGGACAUUUUCGACAAAUUCGGAGAAGAAGGGUUGAAGGGCAGCCCUGGCGGAGGCGGAUCAAAUGGCCCAGGAUUUACGUACUCCUUCCAGGGUGACCCGCAUGCCAUGUUCACUGAAUUUUUUGGUGGGCGGAACCCAUUUGAGCACCUCUUUGGCCGCGGGAUGGGUGGCGAAGAUAUGGACGUGGACGAGCCGUUCGCAAGCUUCGGCAUGGCCGGGCGGGAGGCACUUCAGGAUGAUGGAGAAAAGCAGGACCCACCGGUGACCCACGAGCUCCACCUCAGCCUGGAGGAGGUGUUAAGUGGUUGCACCAAGAAAAUGAAGAUCUCGCGGCGCAGACUGAACCCAGACGGCCAAACUACACGCUCUGAGGAUAAGAUCCUCGCGGUGGAGGUGAAGAAGGGCUGGAAGGAAGGGACCAAGAUUACUUUCCCUAAAGAGGGAGACCAGACCCCAAACAAUAUCCCCGCUGAUGUUGUGUUUAUCGUGAAGGACAAACCGCAUCCGGUGUUUAAGAGAGAUGGCUCGACAUCUCUACCCGUUAAGGUCUCGCUCAAAGAGGCUCUCUGCGGCUGCACGGUCAAGGCCCCUACGUUGGACAAACGCACCAUCACGCUGCCGAUGGAAGACGUCAUCAUCCGUCCCGGGAUGAAGCGACGCGUCACCGGCGAAGGCCUUCCGUUCCCUAAAAGCCCCGAGCGGCGUGGCGAUUUAAUCAUCGAGUUUGACGUGAAAUUCCCAGAGAGACUGACUCGGGAAGCCAAGAACACCAUCGCACAGAUCUUACCUUCGUAACGUUCGCACGUGACUCACACAGGAGAUCGCUAACCUACGAAAGACAAUGUUCUCUGCUGUGCUUUUGCUCUACUGAAAAGACACACACACACACACACACACACACACACACACACACACACACACACACACCCUAAAUGAGCUUUUGUUCAAAAUGCAUUGAAAAAUGUACAAUGACUCCUGGAGAGAUCUUCCACAAGAGGAGCAGAAAAACUCAGCAGCAAGUUCUGACCGAUCCGAGUAGCUUGAAACAUAAAGGACGUUAAAGCA